CUUGACACUCUGAAACCAUAAUGUGCGAGACUUCAUCAGCGUCCCGCCGGUCUUUCUUUUGCUGCGAACGUAGCUGUCUCAAUUCCUGCUCAUAAUUGAAUGCAUUUUCUGCCUGGCUUUUAGAAUUAAGAGUAGAUGCAAAUCGAGCAUGUUCUUCGGCUUCCUUUUGCAGCUGGUGCAUUAAUUCAUCGUCCUCGGGGUCUGAAAAAUCGUCACCAUCAUCAUAAUAACGUGUAGAAUCGUGGUGUUGCGCUGUAUAAUUCGAGGCAUCGUAAACGUCUGAUGUUGUCUGCGCCGCCUCGGGAGGGUGGGCAAUUUCUACAUCCUCGAAUUCUGGGCUUGGAGAUAUAACCGCCCGCUGCACUUUCAUUUCGGGGUGGGAUUUCUCGUUCUGUACAAUAUUUUUGGAAUUGGUCUCGUCAUCUGUACGUUCCGACUCGUAAUAUUUUUCAUUAUCAUGCUUGACGGAGUUAAAUUUAUCAGCCUUUGGCUCAGCUGUAUCCUCUUUUUCCAUGUGCUCGUGGGCAGGUUUAGACGGAGUGUUCGGAGUGGCUUCGCGACUAGAGACCGUUGAUGGUGAGGUUCUGGAAUUAGAGUCCUUGACGGGAGCAGGAGCGCUAUGCCCCUGGGUAUCUCCACCUAGGGUCUCAACAUCGAUUGUCUUAUUCCCCUGGGAAACAUCCUCAUCAACAUUGAUAACUUCCACCUCUUUGGGUUUUCCAAGAAUAUUAUCGCGUUGUCUUACACGAUUGUUAGAAUCAACACCACCGAAUUGGUCAUCGAUUUCUUGAUCAAUAAAGGGUUUCUCUGCAAGUAUGGCGCCGAACCAUGGUGGUAGGGGCUGGGCUGUCUUCUGGGCUUUCGGCGUGGUUUUCUCAAAACCACCAGCCUCGCCAUCCGCUUUGGGGACGGUGCGUGAAGUAGUUGGCUUGCUAAUUUUCAAAGAUUCAAAGGGUAGUGGUCCGUCGAAGGGAUUGGGAAUUGGGGUAGAGGAUCCCAUAUUCAUCGCUUUAGACUUGGACAAUGCGGCAAAAAAAUUCAUAUCCUCGUCAUCGGUAAUAUCCUCGGGGUCGUCGCGGUCAAUUGCCUUCUUGCUAGGUUCCUCGUUGCUGCCAGGCCCCGAUGGCCCAUUUAAGUUAAGAAUGUUUUCGUCGUUGGGCGAUUCCAAAGACAUUUGGAUUGCCAGUCGGAUAUCGUCGUUGUCAGAAUAAUCUUGACAUUCCGAGUCUUCAAAAAGUGUAUCCUGAUCCUUCGUGCUUUGAGAUAUUUCUGGAACAAAGAGAGGGUCGUGUUUUGCGUUAGUCUGGUCGAAGGAUACAUCAUAUAUCUGAUCCGUUGCGCGAUCUGCAAUUUCCCUAGCGUGCUCGUUAAGAGCCUUAUCGAAGACACCUUUGUCAAAUACAGGUAGCUUGGGCAACCUGUUGAGUCCCUCAAUAGGAACAUCCUCAAAUUCCUCAUCGUCAUCUUCUAGGACAUUAUUCUCAUCAGACAAUAAUUGCUCCCCGUACUCUUCAACAUCAAUGGGUUUGUUACGCUGACCCUCGUCCCUGUUUCCCAACACCCCUAAAGCCCAACCUCCCUCCACUCCGUUAUUUUUAACCAGUACAUACUCCUUGCCUCUCUCGCCAGCGAUUCUAGCGCUACUUCCUAUCCCGUAUAAAGAGUCAUCCUCGGUCAUCCCGCUAAGAUGCAUCAAUCUCUGCGUUAGGUCAUUCCGCUCUUUCACUCGUUCAAUUUGGAAUCUCGAGAAAGCCAUUCGGUCCGGAAACAUAGUAUCCAGUUGCUCUUUCGAGUAGCCCAUCCGAAGCCUACUCCUUAACCUUGCUGCAUUCAGAAUAUUAUAGCGAUCACUGGGAGGCAAGCUGAGAAAAAAAGGACUAUUAAAGUCGAUCUUCGAAAAGUCAUACAGGCUAAUAUCUUCCCCCGAGUGGAACUGACGUGCAUAUUCCUCGAGUUCUUCCUGGGACAUGAUCCGAGGAUCGUUCGGGGCACCCAUCUCAGCAAGAGAAACAUCCAGGUCAGGAAGAUGAUAAGCAUCCUGUUUGCGGAAAUGCCGGUUCUUUUGUCUUUCUUUAGGCGUCAUAUUUAGUUCAUCCACAUACACCAAAUUCUCCGGGAGGGGCUCCUCAGCUUCAUUGUUGUCAACCCUCGUGCGCCUCUGCAACUCUGCUUCCUCGGCUUUUCUCUGGAUUUGAACAGCCAAAAGCUUUCCAGCAGUUCUAGCUGCAUCUUCUCUUCUUCCUUCUCUUCUUUGCUUCCUGGACACAAUUGUCUGUCGCUUCAGGGCUGGCGCACCCCCAUCGAAGACGAAAACAGGUUUGAUACCGAAGUAGAGUAACUUGCAUAUUCGCUGGAAGAAGCCGACGAUAUGAGCGUUCCGAAGCGCGUUUCCUUCCCGAUCGCGCACUGCCUUUAGAAACUGGUAUAUCCAUAUCGACGCAUCAACCGCAAGCCGCUUUCGGUUUAACGUUUCUAUCUUGAUAGGCCUAGCGCAUGGUUUGACCACUGUCCAGAGGCCGGUAACACCCAUGAUGAAUGGACCGCGGACUUUGCAUCAGUUCGGGGCCACACAGGUACGCAUUUCAGCAGUUUGCUAUGCCGCCAUGGUAAGUGCGGCCAUUUUUUGGAGCGCUUUUGCAGGUUGGGGCGCGCCGAGUCACUGUCGCCUGCGCCACCAGCAGAAAAGAAGGCGCGAAGCCAUGUGACUUGAUCUCUCAACUUCGCUAACUACGGAUUAUAUGAUUAUCCGAUUGGAAUGCCGAAACAAAAAUGGACAGCCGGGCUUGGCGUUGAAAAGUACUCCGUACACACGGCUAUCUUCGGCGGAGGUCACGGGAUACCCGCUCGGCAAACAGCUGGGAGCCGUUGGCUGUUUAUAACCACCAGGACAGAAACAUCCGCAGCCCCCCCCAGACAAGAUGACCGACCGUCUUCUUUCUUCACUCUUUAAUUCCUCAUAUUGUUAGAAAAUGGUAGCAUUUUCCCAUAACUCUGCACGAAGGCUGCUAAGCUCAUUGUGCCGUCAACGCCUGUACUCAACACACGCUCCCUCCCCUUCAGCACAUCUUAAUUUGCCGAUCAACUAUGGCACAACUCCGCUCCUACAUCACUCCCCGUCCACAUUACCCUCCUCUACAGAAUUACCAAAAAGUGGAGCUACGAAACGAAUAAACCUUUACCAGUCUAUUAAUUCAGCCCUCCGGACUGCCCUGUCAGCUUCAGACCAGGUCCUAUUGUUUGGGGAAGAUGUUGCCUUUGGAGGAGUAUUCCGCUGCUCUGUGGAUUUACAAACCGAGUUUGGGGCUGAGAGAGUAUUCAACACCCCCUUGACAGAGCAGGGAAUUGUUGGAUUUGCAAUUGGUGCUGCUGCCGAAGGGAUGAAACCUGUGGCGGAAAUCCAGUUUGCGGACUAUGUGUACCCUGCCUUUGACCAGCUCGUCAACGAAGCUGCCAAAUUCCGAUAUAGGGAGGGAGCAACGGGAAGCCAUGUUGGCGGACUCGUGGUGCGAAUGCCUUGCGGAGGUGUAGGGCAUGGUGCUUUGUACCAUUCUCAGUCUCCGGAAUCUCUUUUUACUCACAUCCCAGGUCUACGAGUUGUCAUGCCACGAUCACCCACUCAAGCGAAGGGACUUUUGUUAUCUUCCAUUCUCGAAUGCAAUGACCCUGUAGUGUUCAUGGAACCCAAGAUCUUAUACCGGGCAGCAGUGGAACAUGUCCCUACCGAAGCAUAUACCCUCCCACUUGACAAGGCCGACGUAAUCAAACCAGGGAAAGAUCUAACAAUAAUAUCAUAUGGACAACCUCUUUACCUCUGUUCCGCGGCAAUUGAAGCAGCUGAGAAAGCUUUCAAGGGUGUCAACAUUGAACUUAUAGACCUUCGCACCCUUUAUCCUUGGGACCGGCCCACAAUCCUAGAGAGUGUCCGGAAAACUGGACGGGCAAUUGUUGUGCAUGAAAGUAUGCUGAACGCCGGUAUUGGAGCAGAAGUGGCCGCCACCAUCCAAGAAGGCGCAUUCUUGAGCCUAGAGGCCCCUGUCAGCCGUGUUACUGGAUGGGAUAUUCAUCCAGGCUUGAUCUACGAGAGGUUUAAUAUGCCUGACGUUGCAAGGAUCUUCGAUGCGAUUAAGAAGACUCUCGAGUACUAAUUUCUGAGCACUUAUGGCUAUGUGCACCCACCCAUUUAAAAGGCCGCUGAAUGCAGUGGCAGAACGCUUUGGAGGAGUGUUUUCUGCCUUUUUCCGAGCAGCCCCAUGGUUUUGCCUGGAGGCGCUUUUCCUCCCGGGUGCUCACGUCUGCACUAUGCAAAGGUUCAAUAUUCUGGGCCAUUCAAACUAGCUUUUUCCGCUUGAUAUAUUCACUUUACGCCCAUCAUUAUAUAACAGCUUCGUUUGCUAAACUUUUAUGAACACUUUCCUGAAGAGAUGCGUGGUUUGGUCCAAAGAUCUAUACAUAGUUGUUUAAACUUGCAGCCUAGAUAAUAGAGCAAUGGGAUAUAUACUUAGAUAUGCUAGGUAGUGUAUAGAUCUCUAAUUUCUACAAGUUAUUUUUAGUAGGCGAAUGUGACGAAUUAUGCAAUUAUUUCCUAUGUACGGAGUAGAUCACCACUCGACGUGCAUACCGGAUCAUUCUAUCUGCGUAGUACGCGUAUGACCAUGGGCUCUGAAAAUUUAACGAUUGCAGGUGACAAUCAAGGUAGCCCAUGGGAAAAAUGCUGUCGAGACCAGUCCACCCAGUACAAAAAAGCUGAUCAGAAAAUAAACAUGAGCAUCGGGAUUUCCUGGGCGCCAAGAACGCGGACAUACGGCAGUCUAUAGUGACUUGUCAAAUGGCUUUUAUUGUUUUUUCAGUGUAAAGGCCUAAUUCCACAUAAUACUGAUUUUAUAAUCACGCACCAAUUUCACUAGUCCUAAUGUAGUUAGUAUAUUACUAUAUAUGGUUUAGUCAGUCUUGGCUUUAAG
Molecule: messenger RNA, 4958 nt
Organism: Blastomyces gilchristii SLH14081
Lineage: Eukaryota; Fungi; Ascomycota; Eurotiomycetes; Onygenales; Ajellomycetaceae
Product: 2-oxoisovalerate dehydrogenase E1 component, beta subunit
Exons: 3
Coding region: 2970-4145 (391 amino acids)
Biological process (GO): branched-chain amino acid catabolic process; response to nutrient
Molecular function (GO): catalytic activity
Source: RefSeq, a predicted model, not a curated record